This is a messenger RNA of Budorcas taxicolor (takin), 1951 nucleotides long. It is a transcript of the gene LTO1, whose product is annotated as LTO1 maturation factor of ABCE1. Bases 130 to 657 code for a protein of 175 amino acids. The transcript has 6 exons. NCBI's taxonomy places the organism in Eukaryota, Metazoa, Chordata, Mammalia, Artiodactyla, Bovidae. The record is from RefSeq and is a predicted model, not a curated record.
CGCGGUCGCCGCCGGAAGUGAACUUGGCGUCGCGAGUGGCCGGGGUUUCAGUGAGUUGUGGCCUCGCGUGUCCGCGGCUCCAUCGCGGGGCGGCGGAGCCCGACGGGCGGGGGCUGGUCGGCGGCCGCCAUGGCCGGGGAUCAGGACAUGUUCGACGCUGUCGUGAUGGCAGAUGAGAGGUUUCACGGGGAAGGGUACCGGGAAGGCUAUGAAGCAGGAAGCAGUUUGGGUAUGAUCGAAGGGAGACGGCACGGCACGCUCCAUGGAGCUAAAGUCGGAUCUGAAAGGUCCUGGGGGUCCGUGGUCCAGGAGCAGUUGAGCCGGGUGGUUCUGGCUCAGGGCCCCUUGAUGCUGGAGUUAAGAGUCAGCCACUCGAAGGCUUGCCUGGGGCCAGAAGAGAUUGGGUGCUACCAGGGCUUCGCGUUUGCUUGGAGAGGUCUCCUACACGGUUGCGCCACUGAGAGAGACAGCAAAAAGAUGAAGGUCUUAGAGGCAUUGAUUGGGAUGAUUCAGAAGUUCCCUUACGAUGACCCUACUUAUGAUAAACUUCAUGAAGACUUAGACAGAAUUAGAGGGAAGUUUAAGCAGCUUUGUUCAUUAUUGAAUGUUCAGCCCGACUUUAAAAUCAGCGCGGAAGGUUCUGGACUUUCAUUCUGAGGACAACAGAUGAACAAAGACGGGACAUCGAGGAGCAGAUGUUCACGUGUUAAGUGUUGAAAAACAUGAUUAAAAGCAAGACAGUGAGGAGGAUUCAUCGUUUUACAGGGUCGGGUCCAGUUUGGCCGGUGAGAGGGCCCCCUUCCCUGAGGUCCCCCUUCCCCGAGGUCCCCCCGCGUGGCCUGCUUCCUCCCCUGCCGGGGGCCCCUCUGCACAAGCCCAUCCUGGGUCGGGUCCUGUCUGCCCCGCAGUCUGGGCACGGCCCUGGCAGAGCCCUCAUGGCUGCUCGUCUCCGCUCCAGGGUCCAGGCCACUGGCGCACGGGUUCCUGCCACCUGGCAGGCCUGGCUGGAUCCAGACCUGGCUCUGGGUGGAAGAAACACCCCUGUUACUCCCCAGGCUUUGGUCAGUGCUCAGAGGGGCCGCUUUUUUAAAAUGGGGGACAGGGCUGGCACGGCAGGGGUGACGGGUGCAGUGGCACACAGUGCCCUUGAGGUGUGCCAACACUGUGUGACCUGCCCCUGGUGUUUCAUUUAUUCCCUUCGGGAGCCCGCGAGGCGGGCGUUACUCAUGGUUCAUGGAGGCCCCCGAGGCCUGAGAGACCGCCCGGUCCAAGGGCUGCGGGCGGCAGAGCUGGGACUCCAGCCCUGGCACUCGCCCUGUCUCCUGGUGCCCUGGGACGCAUGCUCGCACCCACAGGCCCGGGGUCCCUGCCCGCGGUCGGUGCUGUGCUCGUAGCCUCCUGUGCCGUGGACGUGGGCAUCUGGCUGAGAGGAGGAGAGGCCGGCCCUGUGCCUGGGGAGCCGGGACGUGCUCUUCCGCGUCCCCGGGUGCGGGGAGGUAACUUGUUUUGAAAAUGGUCCCCGGGGGAGAUCUGAAGGCCGCCGCGCUGUGUGCAGAUGCCUUGGGGUCCCUGUGAGUCUAGUCCAGCUUUUAAAAUCCUCCCCGAGCGUCUGGGUGCGCUCUGCUUCCCUGGCAGCCGCUGAGGGUCCCUGCGGGGCCUGGACGUUGGGCCCCCAGGCACUGAAGAGGGAGGGUCGGUGUCUUGAGGCUGGUGGACGCACCGCGGCUCUGUCCCGUGCGUCUCACCGUAUGUUCCUGGCCUGCAGCCCCUUCUCAGCUCUGGGCAGGCCGGGCCUUGGCCGCGCCGUCGUCACAGAGACCACCAGCUCAUCUCCAUCCAGCGGGGUGGAGGGCUCUCUUUGUUGUUUUCCUGGGCGGAAUUUUGUGUUUCCUAAGCUAGCUGUUUGGAUAAUGUAUUAUUUUUAUAAUUGGAGAAAAAAAAUAAACAGCAU